This is a messenger RNA of Astyanax mexicanus (Mexican tetra), 4468 nucleotides long. RefSeq lists its product as uncharacterized. The coding region runs from base 325 to 3462 and encodes 1045 amino acids. NCBI's taxonomy places the organism in Eukaryota, Metazoa, Chordata, Actinopteri, Characiformes, Acestrorhamphidae. The record is from RefSeq and is a predicted model, not a curated record. Gene Ontology annotation, molecular function: nucleic acid binding. The transcript is spliced from 21 exons.
UGUCAUGUCCGUGUGUGUGUCUGUGUGUGUGUUUGCAGAGAGGGGAUGUCCUUGGAUAGAAAGCAGGGAAUAUAUGUAACUGUCCCAGGCUGAGUGAGCAGAAUAAGAGAGGCAUGAGAGUCAGAUGAGAGAUGAUUGAUAACUCACACCAGGAGGAGCUGGAUGUUGAUACACUUUAGAGCAAAUUUAACAGCAGGAGAUGAUUACUUUUCUGAGCAUAAUGAUGGUCAAAGAAACAACUUAAACUCUCUAGUUUUCUUGUUUCUUAAACUAAUUGUUUAUAACUAAUCUUUACAUUGCCUUUACAUACUGUAUUGCCCAGUAAUGAAGACUAAUAAGAAGACAAAGUCCCAGACUGUGGGCCAGCAGAAAGGAAUAUCCUGCAACCCUUUAUCCACAGCAAUAAACAACUUUGGACUUCCCCUUGGCAUAAAUUUCAGAUUGGCACCUUUACAUCAGUUCCACAGUGCUUUACCCAGUUGUCAGCUGUUUAGAUCAAGUCAAGCAGCAUUAUUGGGACUAGCUCAUCUUGAAGCUCAAUUGAUCCUAAACCAGCUGGGAAACCACAACACCUAUUUAAACCCUUUUCUUCCCAGCUUCUUACAAGCAUUUCAGAAUUUACAGAAUGCAGCAAAUCUGUCCCUGUAUCAGCCUCCAAGACCUGCAGUAUUCCCAGUGCUAAAGAAUUCAAAUGCUCACGUUAACCCUGCAUCUGAGGACGUCUUCUCUUUAGACUUGAAAGAUGGAAUGGAGACCACCAAAGCCAAACAUCAGAGUGAUGUUUCUCAACAGCAGAAACUAGAUUCCUCUUUAAGUAAGGAUAAAAAGGUACCGCCGAGUUUAGGCUUAGACCAGAUGACACAAGCAGUGAUGAGUUAUACUGUGCAUCCUUCUGUAAAUCAGCGCAAAACUCCAAGAACAGUCCCUCUCAGUGCAUCAUCAACGUAUAAAUCAAGGAAAGACUGGAGGAAACCAUACAGAGGUUCAGCUCACUCAAAAAGAAAUCAUCACACUAGUGGACUUCGAGAUAAGCACCACAAGGAGUGGCAGGAACAUCAUUCUCCAUCCCAUUCUGUAUCUCCGACGCCUUCAUGGUCUCCCAGCCCUCCACCCUUUAGCCACCAAAUACGCUCCCAAAGCCCUCAAAGCUCUGGUAGAUACAGCCCUUCUGAUCUUGUAUAUGGAUCCUCUUCUUCUGAACAUGGACCUUCAGAAAAGAAGGGAGAACAUCCAGGUCAUGAGAAUUUGACGAAUAAGCAUGUGGACGUCAUUAAGCGAAAAGUUGGUCCAAAUCCAAAUGGAAAAGGGCAAUUUAAGAAAAAGAAGGCCACCUCAAGUGUCUCUGUUGCCUGCUUUUCAGACCACAAAUAUCCCUCCUCUAAAACGAUGGACAAGGACAAAUACAAAGCUUCAACUUUCAUGUCCUCUUCCUCAUCAGUAUCUAAUUCUAAGACACAUACAUCCAUGGACGCAUCCUCUCGAAAUGUUCAGCAAAUAGAUACAGAUAUAAUCAAAAAAGAAAAAGAUCUUGGGGACACAGUUGUGUCUCCAAAGUGUCACUUGGGUCUCCCUGCUGAAGCAAAGUACCAGGAUGUCUGUCAUUCUUUGGCACCCUUUGGUGCAGUAAAGGAGCAAAAAAUUUUCCCUGGUCUGGAAAAGCUGUCAACAGUGUCGAAUCUAGUUGUCCACACAUAUGAUUGGCAAGGAAAAGUUCAGAUCAAGCAACCAGUGGGUUCCAUGGACAGUGGUGAGGCAUGUUUGAUUACACCACCCACUGUUGAAGGAAAGAAAGGGGUUAUUUGUAUAUCUGGAAUUCCUUUUAAUCACUCUGAGGGUGACCUUAUCAAACUGGUCAAACCUUUUGGUAAGCCUAUCAAGAUUCUCAUAGCAAAUGAGAUUGAUCUAGUUAAUGGCCUGGACUGGAGGAAGGCAUUGGUGGUGCUUUCAAGUGAACUAUCAGCAAUGGAAAUAGUAAAAGUUUACUCUGUUGUUCCUGUGCAUUUAAGGGAAUAUGAUGUGACACUAGCACCCCAAGCUGUGGACUUCAGUUCAACUGUGUCAUUAUUUCAAGCCCUUAUUACACCGACAUACUAUAAUGGUUCAUUAAUACCUUGUGAGCACUUGCUGGUGGUCAGAAACAUCCCAGACCAUCCACACAUAUCUACAGAUGUGCUGCAGCAAGUGCAGUUAUUCGGUAAAGCACUGAGAGUGUUGGUGCUUCCAGAAGAAAAGACUGCAGAUCACCGAAAUGUGCUUGUUAAGGAGAACACUCACUGCGUCAUGAUGAUCUUUGAGAUGAAGUCUUCAGUGAAUGUUUUGGAGGCCUGUGAAUGGUUUCAGAAAAGUAACUAUAUUUUUAAUGAUCAUCGCCUGCAGUUUUCCAUGUGGAUGAAACCUCAAAAAGCCACAUCUGGGGUCAUAGCUAACAGCAAGAGCUGGAAAAGACAGAUGGCAGAGGAACACUGGGGACUUAAACACAAUGAUACAAGUCCCUGGAUACCUGAAUCUGUGGAGGGAGUUUUGGUCUUUAUCUCUGGUUUUCCUGAUAAUAUGGAUUCUGAAGAUGGCUUUAUCCAGAUAGCGGCUCCUCAUGGUAUCCCCACUAACAUUGUUAUUGCAGCUGCUCAGAGAAAGGCUUUGGUGGAGCUUCCUGAUAAGGACUCUGCCAAAAAGAUGGUCAUGGCUUAUAAUGCAAUCCCAGUGGGUUUAAAACAACUAGACAUGAAACUCCUGCCCAAAACAGUGGAUAUCAACAAUCCUGUAUCACUUUUUCAAGUCAUAAUGGGCCCAGAAAAUCAUGGCGAAGAUGUUCCAGAUCCAUUACUCCUGAUUACAGUUGCUAAUGUGCCAGAUACUCUUAGUGGAAUCUCACAGGUGCAGCAGUUAAUACAGGCAUAUGGAGCAGUAAACCGUACUCUAAUUCUCAGCAACAACAUGAUCAUAUUUGAAAUGAAAACAUCUGAAAUGGCAAGGUUGGCUUAUGAACAGCUGAAAAAGCUACCUUACACUGUACAAAAAUGUACGUUGUCUUUUUUCUGGGGUUCAAGUCAAAUUUCAGAAACAACAAAGGAAGGAGAUGUCCCUAUACCUGCUCAGAGACCUGAAACCAGCAUUCAACAUUUCUCCUGUUGUGUGAAAAAGGGAAUGCAAGCCUUUAGCAAAACACAAGGGAUGGACGAAUGUGAAAGAAACAUGAAAAGAUCAAAGAAAGCCUAUAAACGAGAAGGCAGGAUUUUGCAGUUACAGUCAGAGGUUGGAAAUCAGGUCAAAAAUCAAAAGAAAACCAAAGAACCUGAAAAAACAGGCAAGUAUCUUGGGCACAAUCUGGGCACCAAACAUAUUUUCUCUGGCAUAAGUAGACAACAUUUAAAAAUGAACCUUAAAACACAUGUGCAGUUAUAUAACCUGUGCCUCUGUAGUCAAUCUGUAACAAAGUGUACUUCAUCAGUAGGUACACUGUAGUUACAGGGACUGUUACGUGUAAAUACAAAGUUCCUAAGGACACAUUAUAAAGUGGGACCAUUAUUUUAAAUAGAAGAUUCUAGAAAACAUACAGGAUCUAAAAUAUUUUUGUUUUCGUUGUUUUAGGAUUAAAACACAGAAGAGAGUGUCUUUUGCAAAAAGCAAAAACCUUUCUAAAGAAGAGAAAUAUCACCACGCCAGUCUUCCCUGAUGGAUAUAAUCUUGUGCCAUUCAACCCAGAAUUACCCAUAGGUAAAAUAUAACAGCAUUUAUACAGUAUAUUGCAACUGUUUAUCAUGCUCUGAUAUCUUAUGAUGUUGUGUAAUUCUAGGGCCAAUUGUAAAAUCAACAUACAGUGGCAUACAAAAGUUUGACCUCCCUGCUUCAAGUGUUUGUUACUGUGAAUAUCUAUAAAAUCACAGAUCUGAUCUAUAAAAAGGCAUCAACCUAAAGCAUUUCACAGAAGAUUAGAGUAUUUUUUUUGCGUACAAUUUUUGAGCACAUGCAAAAGUUUGGGUACCCCAAAAGGUGUGAGCUUGCAAAUAUAUUUUUUUUCAAAUAUACCAAAACUUAAAUAAAAGCUUAAUAGGUAUGCUGCGGCUUGCUUAAAAUCAGAAGAGAAGCUGUUUAGAGCAUAAAAGAUGAAAAUAAAUAUAGAGAUUUUAUUUUUCUCAUUUUAAUAGCAGUUUUAUUUUCACAAAAAUAAAGUAAUUCACAAGAUGGCUGAAUAAGUUUUACUGUUUUUGUUUUGUUCUUUUAUGUAUCACUGUACAUUGCCUGUAUUUUUCAAAUGUACUGCAAUGUUAAUAUAUAUAUUUAACAUACAUGUAUAUUUACUUCUUACAGCAGUAUAUGUAAGAGAUCACUUUUAGUUUUGUAAAAAUGAAUAAUGUUUGUGGGGAUCAAAUUACAGUGUCCUCUUCCAGAGACCAUAACGCAAAGUGGUCCUCUAAACUAAAAAUAUAAAAAAAAAUGUUAUUAUAUUAUAUUUAAAAUUAUUAUAAUA